AGCCUGAAGCCCGUCCGCUCCACGCGCGAUCUUCCGCCGAGUCCAGACUUCGAGAGUCCAGGGUUGCCGCGCCACGCGCCUCUCUUGCCGUUCCCUUUUUUUUUAAGCACACUCUUGCCGUUCCUUUUCCCUCGCUUUCCUUUUUCCCGUGCCGAAGCUAUCCCCACCCGACUCGGGCCUGUUGGGCGAGCGCGCGUGCGUCCUCGUCGCCCCUCCGCCCUCAGGCUCCGCCGCUGGCCGGCAGACGCGUCCCUCCCCCGCUGCGGCCAUCCCCUGCCGCCGGCGUCUCCACCCCACCCCUCUCCCCCGCCGCCGAAUCACACCCACUGGUCGUCGUCCGCCAACCGACCGUCAGCACCACCGCUGCCUUACCUCUCCGGCCUCGAUCCGCCACCGCGACCGGCGACCGGCGACCAUCUCUAAACUAGCACCUUCUCCAGCUCCGACGCCGCCACCAAAACUCCUAAUCCUAACCAUCUCCGGUCCGCUUCGCCCCUCCUCCAUCGUUCUUCGAGGGGAUCCGACAACGUUACGGCAAACUCUCGUUGUUAUCUGUACCGUCGCCGCGCCGCCUCCCUGUCUCAUCCUGCGGCCUCCCUGACCUUUUUUUUUAUUAAAUUAGCAAUGGUAAGUAAGGCGACCCUAGCUUCUUCGCUCUCUUUUGUUGUGUUUCGGCUGGAUUGGAUCCAUGUGUCUCUAGCUUGUUCAAGAAUCCACUUUUUUCUCUUCAGAAUCCUUGUUAAAAAUCUUUUUUUUCUCUGUUGAUUCCCUGUUCUCUAUAUUUUUUUCUUUAUGCAAUCAUUUUGUUAAUCUAUAUACUGAUUUGUACAUAACUUCUUCGCCUCUUUGCAUAUGACUUGAUCAAAUUAAUGUACAAGAUUUAGCUUUUCUGUCUGAAUGUAAUUUUCAAAAUCCUUUUCUUCAGAAUCAAUCCAUGUCCAGUCCCCCCACCACCUAUGCCUUAAUCUAUAUGGUGGCUGUAGUGGUUGAAAAUCUGAAUGUUAACUCCUGAUGAAUUGCUUACUGAAUAGAUUUGUUAAGGAGAAGUAUUCUUACACUGUUGAUAUCCGUUCGCUUGUCUUGCCGUACUUUUUUCUGCCAGGGUUUUUCUCUCGUAGUACAUCAGCGAACAGUAUUUUCAGCUUUUCAGACAACCGAACUUCAUAGGUGUUCAGAGGCUUGACUUCAAGAACUUCAUAGCUGUUCAAACCCAAAGCAUAGUCAGCUGGAUGUUCUCCAUUGGUCUCUUUUUCCUCCUCUUUUGUUUAUAUUCUGCAACUCUAGUAGAGGGAACGGAGCCCUCGCCCCGGGGGGUAGCAACAUCAUUGUUAUGCUAAUUCCAAAGAAUUGUAUCAAUACAGCGCAUAAAUAUGAGAUAUAGACCCCUAUCUCUCAUAUUUAUUUAGGCAGGGAUGGAUAACAUCCCGAAAGGUCGGUUGUCUUCCCAAAGGGGAAGAGCUCCCUUAUCUCUAUAGCUAUACGGUUUCCCAACCUGGCAGGUUGGGUCCCUCCUAUUGCCUUUACUAUUAAGUUGAAUUCCUCCCGAUAGUCGGAUACUAUCUUAGACACUAGGCAUUAUAGGUAUCCAUUAUGGCUAUGCAAAAAACCAUUGUAGGUAUCAUGCUGGGUCACCGUAUCAGUCGUUUUAUAUAUUUUUACUUUUUUUUUCUUAAGCUUUCGCUGUUUAUUCAAUGUGGCACCGAGGUUGCAAUCUGGUCAAAGACUCUUGCUCCAUUCCCUAAGAUGAAGCUUGGGUUGGAUCCAUAAGGUUCCCAGAUCCCAAUACCAUAUCACACUGUUUUCCUUGUUUUUUUUUCUUUUUUUUGGUUGCUGAAGGUAUGUGUUGCGACACUUAUAAACUGUUGUAUUCCAAUGUAUCACAAUUUUUUUACUGUCCAAACACAUGCAGGCUGAGCAAUUGGGUUUCAGAUGUUUUAUGCCUUUGAAUGAACUUUGUGAUCCGAGCUCUGGUAUGGUGAAGGCUGAGGUUGGUGUCCACAGAUUGGUUGAUCAAUGGGAGUAUGACUCGAGAUGGGAGAUGGGUCAUGUUUGUACAAGAAAUGGACUAGAUAGCAGUUGCAUGGAGUCACUGGACCUCACAUCAUACUUGAGGAAUGCUUGCUUUGGACUGCAUGACAUUGCCAACAAGUUCCAGCAUAGUGAUAGUAGUUUAGUUACAAAAUAUUUUACUGAACCAGGGUGGGUCACGUAUCGUUCCUUCCUGCAGCAUGAUGUACAAGGGCUUACCAGAGCGAUGUGUGAGAAAUUUGAAGAUAAAGCCAAGCUUUGGGAGGUAUCAAAUAAUGCUCAAAAUGCACCCAUGCUCUUUAUGGUCGUGAAACUUGGACUGGAUUUUUGGCCUCUCCCUCCUGAGAAGAGCAGAGGAGUUUUCCUUCUUUAUGUCAAACUCUACAAGCCCCAAAAGGAAGAACUUUGUUUUGCCGGGGGACUCUUAAUAAAGGUCUCACAGAAACCUUCAGAGGCCCUUAGAAAACUAAAUAAAAUGGCUGGAUUUAUGACAUAUGAACAUAUAGUAGAAUUUACUUGUGGAGUCUUCUUAAGCCAUGAGCCAACCCAUGGUAUGUUCUCAAAUUUGCAGCGUUGCAAGUAUUCCUUCAGAAGCAACUCAUCUUUCAAGGGUUAUGAUUUCUCACCAACUGAUGCCAGUUGCAUAAGCUGUAUAACGAUCCUAUGGAACCUAGCUAUACGCCCGAAAAAUUUAUGCUCUUUCCGAAACAAUGGAUAUCUUAAACCGCCACUGUUGGAAGUUGUGGCUGGCAAAUUUGCAGAGCUGCCUCAGGAAAUCCUGAUGGAGAUAUUUGACCUUCUGGAGACACCUGACUUAGUGCGGGCAGGCUCUGUCUGCUGCUCCUGGAACUCAGCAUAUACCAGCACAUGCAGCUUUCGGCGGUACAAAUGGCCCCAAACACCUUGCCUCAUCUACACCUCUGAGUCAGCUGGUGACAAUGUUGCUUUCAUCUACAGCCUUGAGGAAAAGAGGGCCUACAAAUUAACUCUCCCAGAGCCACCCAUCCACAGAAGGUAUCUGAUUGGAUCCUCAAAUGGGUGGUUGAUCACUGCUGAUGAGCGUUCUGAGAUGCACCUUGUCAAUCCAAUCACCAGUGAACAGGUCUCCCUCCCAUCAGUCAUCACCAUCGAGCAGGUGACGCCCAUUUUUGAUGAUAAUGGUGCAAUUUGUAAGUAUCAGUACUCACGGCACACAGCAGACUCAGUUGUUGGGCCACCUUCAACAUAUUCUCUAAGCACAUUGCGGGAUCAUCUCUUUCAUAAGGCACUUCUAUUUUUUACUACAUCUGCAGGAAGCUAUAUCGUGGUGCUGAUCCACAGUCCACUUGGGCAGCUUUCAUUCGCUAGAUCAGGGGAUGAGAAAUGGACAUGGCUUCCACCACACUCAAACUUUGAGGACUGCAUCUAUAAGGAUGGUCUAUUGUAUGCAGUGACAUUACUUGGUCAAAUUAUUACCUUUGAUCUCAGUGGAACUGUGGUCACAACAAAGAUAAUUAUGGAUAGGAAGGAUUCAUAUGGAGUCGAGAGAGUUUACAUUGUUCAGGAUCCAUUGGGCGAUUUGCUUCUAGUUCGGAGGCCAGAAGUUUUUUGGAUAAAAGAAGCAUCCACUGUGCAUGGGCAUGGGCACAGCCAUGCAAUAUUUGAAAACAUUAGUUGGAGGAUUGCAAUAUUUAAAGUUUGCCUUGCAUCCAGAAAACUAGUGCGGAUAAAUAGCUUAGAUGAUCAUGUCUUAUUUCUCGGGCAUAGCGAAUCACUUUGUUUAAGUGCUGAGGAUUAUCCACAGGUGAAACCAAAUCAUGUCUAUGUCACAGAUGACUCCAUGUCUGUGUCUAUAAAAUGCAAGUUGCGCCGACGCCUUGUUAUAGGCAUGUUUAAUUUAGAAACCAAGAUCAUGGAUGAAAUUGUAUCUCCUCAGCCAUGGUCCAACUGCAUGGCUCCGUUGCUGAUGAUACCAAAUCCCAGAAAGAUGUUUUUAGCAUUGAUCACUAAGCAUUAGGGUAUGUUUUGAAGGCUUGCUUGUGAAGUUGGGAUGGAUUUUGUUCUAGUUUGUACUAGAUGAGUAUUUAUGCCCCUCCCGUGGUUUCAACAAUUGUUUCGUGAGGUCACUUUGUAUUGCGAGAACUGAUUAGUUGCUUGCUGCAUAAAUUGCUACUGGAGUUGAGCAGUAGUUUGUACAAUCGAAAGUGUCGAAAGUGUUUUUCAGCAUUUAGUUGCUGCAUGAUAUCUGUUUUCUUA
Molecule: messenger RNA, 4263 nt
Organism: Sorghum bicolor (sorghum)
Lineage: Eukaryota; Viridiplantae; Streptophyta; Magnoliopsida; Poales; Poaceae
Exons: 4
Coding region: 1904-4024 (706 amino acids)
Molecular function (GO): protein binding
Source: RefSeq, a predicted model, not a curated record